This is a messenger RNA of Corvus hawaiiensis (hawaiian crow), 6284 nucleotides long. Its product is annotated as microtubule-associated protein tau-like. The record is from RefSeq and is a predicted model, not a curated record. Bases 1 to 924 code for a protein of 307 amino acids. NCBI's taxonomy places the organism in Eukaryota, Metazoa, Chordata, Aves, Passeriformes, Corvidae. The transcript has 3 exons.
AUGUGCAACACUCAGAGGCCUCUGUACCCCCGAGGUGCUGGCUCAGUCCCACCAGCAGCCAGGGACAGCCCGGCUCUGGCGGACGGCGGUGCGGGAGCCCUGCUGGCACUGUGCGGGGGUGCGGGGACAGCCCGGCCCUCCCUGGGCAGCAGGGCCCGGGGAAGGGAGCCACGCGUGGGACACGGCACAUUCCUGCUGCGGAUGGGAGGGGAGCAGCGUGGAGCCCAGGGGGGUCGAGUGGGAUGGACAGGGCACGUAGGGCUGGGGUGGAAAGCGAUGGGGCAGAGCAGGGAGGGCACAGCUGUCCUGCCAUCCCUGGGGCCUGAUGGCAUUGCCGGGGUGGCACCUGCACAGGGACAUGGCAAAGGUGUCCCUUCUCUCCACAGGGACACUGCAAAGGUCUCCCUUCUCCCCUGGCAGUGCUGCUCGUGGGUGACGGGACCUCCACCACCUGCCCCUGGGCAGUGUCCCCCGUGGCUCCGUGCACUGUCCCCCUCCUGGCAGCCACGGGAGAAGAAAAGCUCAGGCCCGGUGCCACAGGGGACACUGGCCUGGGUCAUUCCCUGCCUGAACCCCUGGUGCUGCCCAGCACAGCUCACCUGCAGGGGAGGCAGGUGGCACACGGGGCUGGGCACGCUGGCAGUGCAUUGCCGUGGCAGUUACGGGUGUGCAGUGCUCUGUGGGGAGGCUGGAGGAGGCAGUCUCAGCAUGACAGGGCUGCUCCAGGGUGACAGAGCUGUCCUAACUCCGGGCCUGCUGUUGUGCCCAGUCCUUCCCAGCAAGUGCCCAAAAGCUGCUCUUCCUCUGAGCAGCUCUUUGUCUCCACCACCUCAGUCUGACAAAUCAGCAGGACAUUUCCCACCACAAUCACCCUCCCCAAGAAGGAAACAAGCACAAAAACGUCAGCCCAGCACCUUGGGCUGAGAUGCUCAGACCCAAAAACAGCCCGAGAGGCAGAAGGGUCCAUCCCUUGCACACCUAGAGCCAUCAAUGGUUCCCAAACACCGCAAAGCUCCAAGAUACCAGGUGUGCUCAUGGCCUUGGCCCCUGACUUCUGAGCAGCGUGGGACAGUCCCUGAGGAGCACGAGCUUGCAAGGAGGAGACUGGAAGCUAUCGGAAUCCCUCGGGAUGGGAACGCCAGUGCCAGUGGCCCAGGCACAGCAGGAGCACCUCGGGAUGAGCUGUGACCCCCAGGGCAGACUGCUGGCCCCUGCUCGCAUCUUCUACUGAGACAGAGAGCAGACAAUGGGGCACGGGGCUCUCCAGAGCCCUCUGCCCCUCCUGGCACCCCCUGCUGCAGUCCUUCCAUGUCUCACCUGCCCCAGCCUGUCCCCAGCACCUCCUCACGACUCUCUGGCACUCAGAGCAGGGGACAGGCUGGUCCCAGCUCAGCCUCAGGGGCUGCAGCCCCCCCUCCCCAGCCCUGCCCAGCACAGCCAGGCUCCAGGGACCUUCCCUCUGCGCCCUGCUCCAGGCUGGGUUGGGUGUUUGGAUGGAAGGAGGGAUGCUCUGGGGAGACAGAAAUCCUUGCUCUGGGAAGCACAUCAAGAGGGUCACGCUGUACAGGGGAGAGGAGGGAGGGGCGAGCAGGGGGGCGUUACUUGGUGCCCUCGUCCGGGUUGCCUUCGCCGUCCGUCUUCCCUUCCUCCUCCGUCUUCUGGUCGUCUGUGUUGAGCCUCUGCUGCUUUUUCCGGCGCACGCAUUUCACCACCAUCAGCACCAGGAUCACCACGGCCAAGAAGCCGCCCACAGAGGCGCCCACGAUGACGGCCACCGUCGAGUCGUGCUUCGGGGGCUCUGGGGACACAUGGCAGGAGCUCAGGGCACACAGUGUCCAGCGGGAAUGGCUGGGAACGGGCAGGGCUCUGGGAGCAAACCCUGCACCCGUGGGUGCCCUGCAGCACAGGGGACCACUGACCUUUGGUGAGCACCUUCAGGCUGAUCUUGCCGUGGCCCCGGUGCCGGUCUGGGGGGUUCAGGACGUAGCAGUUGUAGGUGCCCUCGUCCUCCAGCUGCACGUUUUUGAGGGUGAAGGACACGUCGUACUUGGCGGGGUUGCCGGUGAACUCCACGCGGUUCCCGAAGCGGUCCAGCUGCUUGUUCAUGAUCUUCGUACGGAACUGCAGGAACUGGGCAGCCGUGGGGACAGCAGGCUGUCUCCUUGGGGAAAAGCAGCCCAUCAGGAGCUCCAGGACAGCACUUCAAAGGAGCGAUGCGUGCCCGGCUGCGAUCGAUGCGGCCGCCGAGCUGCUGACACAACGCUGCUGCUGCGGGGCCAGGCAGCAGGCACGGACCGCGGCCCCCAGCACAGCCACCAGCCCAGGGACAGCCACAGGAACAGCCACAGCACCCCUGCCAGCACCCAAAGGACAGCCACAAGCCAGCCCAGCCCACCCACCAGCACCUUCCCAGCCCUGUCCCCACGCCAGCCCGCUCCUCUGCCUGACAUGCAAAGGGCUUUGUGCUCAGCCCCCAGCGAGCAGCAUGCAGGGCAUUUUUAGGAGAAGAUGCAGUGGCACCAUACCCCCCACCCUGCCCGAAAGCAGGUCACCCUGGCUGGUGGCUCUCUGCAAGGUGCACGCCAGAUCACCUCCGUCCCCAUCCCUGCGGCACGGCGCUUCCCGGGGCUGGGACACGGGCAGGGGGCUCCUGGCCAGGGACACGGGUGUCUCCCCACCUCGGCACAUGCAAGGGGGCUCAAGCCGACACUUACCCAGCGAGAGGAGCAAGGUGAGGCCAGUGAGGAACAAGGUGGGCUGCGGGAGCCAGGCUUCCAGGCUCAUUUUGACGGACUUUUGUGUGUGGAGAGGACGUGGUGUUGGUGUGGAUUGUGGAGGUGGUGGAGGUGUUUUUUCGAACGCCCGGGUUAUUUGCAGGUGACAUAGAACAUAAGAGCCGCUUUCUCCCCACAGCCCAAUAUGGCUGGAGCGGUGCUGGGGCGAAAAAAAGCAGUAAAUGCUGUGGUUGGUGGAUUGCAGCCGCCGGAGUGGGAGGGCGGAAAAAUUUUCCCCUGAACUGCAGGCGACAGCUCCUGGCACUGCCGGCUCCCUGCUCUGAGCAGGGGCUGUGGCACACGGUGGGUGCCCGCGGCCCCCGCAGCCCCCCGGGUGCAGUGGGGACGUGCAGGUGUGUCCCCUGUGCCCUGCUGGAGGCUGGCGGCCAGCCCCGCUCACACCGCCCGCAGCAGCAGUUCCCGUUCUGGAGAGCCCAGCGGGGCCCAGGAGCGUUGGAAAUGCCCUCCUGGAGCCGGGUAGGGAGCAGAGGGGCUGCUCCGGGCUGGGGAGAGCAGAGGGGCCCGAGGCGCCCAGCCGGGAUGCCCCAGGUAGGCUGCAGCAGGUGGAGGUGCUCCCGGUCACCUGCGCGCUCCCGGACAGCUCCGUCGCUUCCCAGGGCUGCCAGACUCUGCUGGAGGCUCCUUCCCCUUCUCCAGCAGCACCUCCUCCCAGGAUAACAGUUCUCCUCACCCAGCCCUUGGGACGGGGAGCCUCUGCCCAGCAGUAACAGGGCUGGCGAAAGUCUUUGGUCCCCUUCGCACCAUCAGUCAAGGAAGCCUUUUGGCCCUGGGCUCCAAACCUGGAUUCAGGCUGCAGAAAUGGGUGCAGGAAAGACAAGAAGACCUCCUGGAGACCGGAGUGGCAGUGACAGAGCUGCUCAGGCCCCGGGACACGGGGUGGUGGCUUUUGCUGGGGCAGCAUCACUGGGGAGAGAGGAGAGGGAUGCCCCGGAGCCAGAGCACACCUUGGUUCCUGUGCAGCAGAGCCCUGGGGAGGCACGGAAAGGGCAGCAGGGAGGCAGGAGGGGUGCAGGGGGGCUCUGCUGCCUGACCAGAGUCCGGAGGGGAAGCAGGACAGCCGGGAGAGAAGGCACGGGACUGUCCCAGCAGCCCCGCUCAGCAAACCCUCACUGCACACACAGCCCUUUCCCACCCACCCUGGGCAGGCAAAGCCCGCUCUGCUCUGCUGCUACAGCUCCCACGACCCUACAAAGGCCCUGUGCGAGCCCCGACCCUCCCAAAUCCAGCUCCGGGGGCUGGUUCCUCCCGAAUCCCGUCCCGCGGCUGCCUGCGGGAAAAGAGAGCAGGGUGUCAACGAGAACCAAGGAGCGCAGCGCGGCGCUGCAGUCUCCCGGCAGCGGUGGGAGGUGGAGGGUCCCGGCUCCCUCCGCACCUGGAGGUGUCAAACAUCUAAAGAUAGAGCGCGACAGCGGGGAUAGCGCCCAGCACCCAGAGACACAGCGGGAGCAGCGCCAGCGCCGGCCCAGACGCUGCCCCGGCGGCCCGGGAGGGGUUGCCGGGCUCCCCCCGGCCAGCGCUGCGCGUCACCCGGCUGCUCACCCGUGGCCAGGGGACACACGUGGGGGACCCCACUGCCCGCGGGCUCUUGUCCUGAACCCCUCCGUCCCCAUCCUGCUGCCAAGGGACCCCUUUUUUGUCCCGUUUGGCUUUGUUCCCGCCUGGAGCCAGCGGGGCUGGUGGGUGCCCAUGCGAGGCUGCACAAGGGUGCAGGGGCUCCCAGGCCCUGGGCCAGGCAGACUUUGGCACACUUGGACGUCACACGCUUAGGCAGGAGGUAAAACGAAGAUAGGGUCAGGGAAGACUCCCUGAGUUUUAUUAUCUACAGAAAAAUAACGUGACGGCUCCUGCUGCAUCUCCCCCCUGGAGAUCCUUAUCCUGUGCCAGGAUCAAAGCUGGAGCGUGAGGCUGUGCCCACUGUGCCCCUCUCCAGAGACCAGGGGGCAAGGCCCAGGUGUCCCCUGGUUCCCUGCAGACAGCUGGGCUGGGCUGUGCCGCAGCAGUGCCCUGGCACGGAGCACACAGUGACGUGUCACCAGUUCUCAGUCCUCAGACGGACGAAGCUGUCUUGGACACUCCUGGACAAGGGGCUGCCAUCCCACAGCACAGCUAUUUCUCCCGCUCUGGAGCCCAGGGAAGUGCCUCCUGUGGCCUGCUGUGGGGUUCCUUGCUCUGCCCAUCCCCCUGUGUCCCCUCUGCCAUCCAUUCCGACGGGAUCGCCCUCUUGGCCAGCUGCACGUAGACGCCGUUGUCCCGGCAGUGAGAGGGGUGCUGCAGGGAGCAAGCGACAAGGUGUGAGCCUCACCACGGGUACCAGGGUGGGUUUGGAGGGGGCAGGGGGCACGGGAUGCUGGGGUCUGGCAUGGGGAGUGAGGCCCUGGAUGCCGUGACCCUGGUAACAGGGACAGCGAUGUGGGGGUCCCACCAUGCCUGCUGCAGCUCCUCACCAUGGUUAUGUACGUGUCCUCAGCUCUCCUUUUCUUCUUUGCUUCCUGCUCAGCCUUGGGUACCUCAGCUCCAGGGAUUGAGGAGUAAAUUGCUUCCUGCAAAGGGCAGAUCGGGGUGUUUGGAACCGAGCAGCCCCAAACAUGGAGGGGCUGCCUGACCCCAGUUACAGGGCAAGCAACAUGGUUGGAGCUGGCCAGCAAAUGGCCCCUCGUGCCUGGGCAGUGUGGGAUCCCCUCCUUCAGCCUCCCCAGCCCUGGGCCCACACACCCAACCCUAGUGAUCCCUCCAGCCUCAGCUCUCACCUCUGCUUUGUUGUUGCUGCUGCUCUUCCCCAUCCUCUCCAGGGCCGUGUUGGUUGCAAACCUCGAGGGAAGGCAGCAGCAGUGUCACCUCCGGCGAGAAGCAACAGCCGCUGCUCCUGUCCCUCCCUCCCUCCCUCUCCCGGGACACUGGCAUCCCUUUGCCCAUCCCUUUGUCUCUGCUGCCUGGGCACAGCCCAGGAGGUCUGGGAGCCGAGGGGACACCGGCCAGGGCAGGGUGACACUAGAUGGCAGCAGGAGGCUGCACCCCACACCUGCGGAGCUGAACCCUCGCACCCGAGAAGAGCCCGGCCAGGAACGCCACCACCACGGCCACGCAGCCACAGCCCACCACGGCCGGCCAGAACCCAGAGUCUCUCGGGGGCGCCGCAUCCUCGGCGUCUGCUGCUCCUCCUCCUGCCGGGGAGACACCAGGGCAGGGGAUGGCACCGCGGGCAGGUCCGGGAGCCUGCGGGCGGAGGGAGCAGCCCCGGGGCGCGGCACGCACCUCUGAGUACCGCGGGGCUGACGUGCAGCACCGUCCGGCUGCGGAAGACGCUGCUGUUCUGGAGCAGCCGGAGCUCGCACUCGUAGAUGCCGCUGUCGUUGACACGCGCGUCCUGCAGCCGGAUGGAGCCGUCCCAGCGGGACAUGUUCCCCUGCCACUGCACCCGGUUCUUGAAGCGGCCCACGGGGACGCCGUAGUUGCUGUAGUAAUAAAACACCAUCUCCUCCUGCCAGGGCA